AUGACGGAGGACAAUAACGUCGAAGUACCCAGGCUGGGAAUCGAACCCGAAGCCUUCAGACUUGCCGCUGCUAACAUGGUUGAUUACGUCAUCAAGUAUUAUUGUGACGUAGACAAGCGACAAACAUUUUCAGAUGUUAAGCCAGGUUUCAUGCGAGCGUUACUACCCGAGUCACCCCCAGAUCGCCCCGAGUCGUGGCAGGAAGUAUUUAGCGACAUCGAGCGGAUAGUAAUGGACGGGAUGACGCAUUGGCAAUCACCCGGGUUUUUCUCGUAUUACCCAUCGUCUGCUAGUUAUCCCAGCAUGCUGGCUGAUAUGCUGUGCAGCGGAGUGCCGUGUAUUGGCUUUUCAUGGGCGUCGUCACCAUCGUGUACAGAACUUGAAACAGUGAUGAUGGAUUGGUUGGGAAAGGCCAUCGGGUUACCUGAAUGUUUCAUACAUGGUGGUCAUGGACCAGGGGGUGGCGUUAUUCAAGGCACGGCAAGCGAGGCGACCCUGGUUGCCCUUAUUGCUGCUAGAAGCAAGACGAUUCGUCGAGAGCUAUCACGUGAUCCUAACCAACGCACACACGAUAUAGUUGGCCGCAUGGUGGCGUACACGUCACAAUGUAGUCAUUCAAGCGUGGAACGAGCAGGGUUAUUGUCAUUGGUGGAAGUACGGAGGCUACGUGUUAAAGACGACGGUGCGCUGGAGGGUGGGGUGUUAAAGGAAGCUGUGUUAGAGGAUAGAAAAGCUGGCAGGAUACCAAUGUUUGUAUGCGUCACAAUAGGAACUACGUCAUGUUGUACCUUCGACGAUCUGGAGGGGAUUGGGAAAACAUGUGAGACAGAAGACAUCUGGUGCCACGUUGACGCCGCAUACGCGGGAGCUGCCUUGGUUUGCCCCGAGUUUAGGUUUAUAUGUAAAGGCAUAGAGAGAGCCACCUCGUUCAAUUUUAACCCUCAUAAAUGGCUGAUGGUACAGUUUGAUUGCUCGGCUAUGUGGGUGAGAGACAGCACCGAUCUCAUCAACUCAGCCGAAGUCAACCCACUUUAUCUACGUCAUAAUACUGAGAGCGCUACCAUCGAUUACAGGCAUUGGCAGAUUCCUCUCGGGCGCCGCUUCCGUUCAUUAAAGUUAUGGUUCGUCCUCCGCAUGGUUGGAGUGGAGGGCCUUAGAUCCCAUAUACGAAGGGGAGUUAGGGAAGCCAAACAUUUGGAGGAGCUUGUUAGAUGCGAUGGAAGAUUUGAAGUUUUAUUCCCCGUCAUACUCGGCUUGGUUUGUAUUAAGUUGAAACGACCCGGGAGCUCACUGGAGGAUGAAAACGACUUAAACGAGAGAUUAUACGACAAGAUCCACGAAGACAGACGUAUUUUCAUUGUACCAGCUACAUUAAACGGGGUGUAUUUUAUUAGAAUAUGCACUGGUUCAACGCAUUGUAGCAUUGAACAGGUUAACAAAUGCUGGGAAGUCAUAACAGAAAUGGCGGGACAAUUAUGA
Molecule: messenger RNA, 1479 nt
Organism: Ciona intestinalis (vase tunicate)
Lineage: Eukaryota; Metazoa; Chordata; Ascidiacea; Phlebobranchia; Cionidae
Source: RefSeq